Molecule: messenger RNA, 330 nt
Organism: Porites lobata
Lineage: Eukaryota; Metazoa; Cnidaria; Anthozoa; Scleractinia; Poritidae
Source: the annotation of a GenBank genome assembly
AUGUCAGCUUAUUAUAGCGAUAUGACAAGUCUACCAGAUGAGCACCCUGAGGUACAUGAGUUCAUGAGAAAUGGUGGAUUUUCAGUUCAGUUGAGCAACGACAAUACAUUUGGAAGAAUUCCCGUUGAUCAGACUCUUGAAGAAACCGUAAAUAGAGAUACCCAAACACCUGGGGGUACUAAGGGCUUUAGUUUGAAAACUGGAGCCGUACAAAGGUACUACUUGACGGCAGAAUUCAGAAAUUUGUUCCUGCGCAGUUUGCGCGAAAUGGUUGGCUAUGCCAAAGGAAAGCACGGCCAUGCUGACCUUCACUCGUCUCGCAUUGCCUAA